Messenger RNA from Gilbertella persicaria, 675 nucleotides. RefSeq lists its product as uncharacterized. The transcript has a single exon. The coding region runs from base 234 to 602 and encodes 122 amino acids. NCBI's taxonomy places the organism in Eukaryota, Fungi, Mucoromycota, Mucoromycetes, Mucorales, Choanephoraceae. The record is from RefSeq and is a predicted model, not a curated record.
AACAUUCAUCACACCUUCAAUAAACUCCAAAAGAUGCUCAUUGCGAGUUACAACUUUGGCAGUACUCCGUCAGGAGUGCCAACGCUUCUUUUUCUUUUCUUGUUCAAAUCAACCUUUCUCUGGAUAAUCUUGGGCUUUAUAAUAUUAAUUCAAUAGCAGCUUUUUUUACAGACUACUCUAACAAUUAUCGCCUUGAUAACCUUACUGUUUCGGAGCUCAGCCUUUGCAGGUACAUGUCUUUUAGAUCUGCCAGAACUGUGUUUUAUGUGCAUAUUAAAGCUUAUUUCAACAAAAAAAAACCACAAAGCUUCUCCCAAUCCAUCUCCUUAUCUAUCUUCCAUCGCAACACCUCUCCCUUUCUUUGCUUGACAGCCCUAUCAGCGCUUCUAGUUUUAACUAUUUUUUUUUUAACUUUUUUAGAGUUACACGGACAUGCUUGGUCGAAUGGUUAUGCAACGCAGCAAGAAACUGCUUCAGUUCAUAUCUUGCUUCCAGUAAACAACAGUAACGUUCUUUUGAUCAAGAAUGCUGUGUGCUUGGCCUCCAACUUUUUGUUUACUUCACCUUUGAUUGUCUUUUGUACACUUUGUAAACACUUCUGAACAGUGUCCUUGUAUAGUUUUACGUAUAAGAAAAUACGGUUAUGAUAAAAAAUUCAAAGAAUGUCAAAAUUCU